Molecule: messenger RNA, 2160 nt
Organism: Andrographis paniculata
Lineage: Eukaryota; Viridiplantae; Streptophyta; Magnoliopsida; Lamiales; Acanthaceae
Exons: 2
Coding region: 1-2160 (719 amino acids)
Source: RefSeq, a predicted model, not a curated record
AUGGAUAGGAGUUGGAUAGACGAUGCGAACCAUAUCUCCGCUCAAUAUUUGGACGGGGUCAGGGCUUUCUUAGAUUUCGCAUUUAAAGAUCGUAGCUCUGAAUCUUGCAUCUAUUGCCCCUGUACAUCUUGCGGAAAUCGCUUAACAAAAUCUCGUAGAGAUGUCUUGCUCCAUUGUAUUCGUUAUGGAUUCGACCAAACCUACAAGGUUUGGACUUGCCACGGAGAAGGAGAGGUGAACCAUGCUGUUGCAAACGACAAUAUGCCAAUGCGUUGGGAGGAGGAACUAGAACUUCUAUUGCGAGAGUGUGCAUAUACAGAGCACACCGAUCCGGGGCCCAGUGGAAAUGAACCUCAUAGGGAUGACGAAAAUGAACAUAUACAUCAUGGCAGUAAGGGGUAUAGAAAGAUGUUAGAAGAUGUAGAGAAAGAGCUCAUACCAGGGUGCAAGAAGAUGAGUAGACUCUCGUUUAUCGCACGGCUUUUGCACUUGAAGGUUUUGUGCCACUGGUCUAAUAAUUCUAUUGAUUUGCUGUUAGAGCUGUUACGGGAUGCACUUCCAGACGAUGUUGUCCUUCCGAAGAACUUCUAUGAGGCUAAUAAGCUGACCAAGGACUUGGGGUUCACAUGCAAGACUAUCCAUGCGUGCAUCAACAAUUGCAUGUUGUUUACUGGGGAAGAUGUUGACCGUGAGGUUUGUGUUGUGUGUGGGGAAAAGCGAUUUACACAGGGUAAAGAUAGAUCUCCAGUGAAGAAGUUAAGGUACUUUCCAUUAAUUCCGCGAUUGCAGCGAUGGUACGUAUCUUCCAAAACUGCAUCUUCUAUGAGAUGGCAUGCCGAAGGGCGUGUAGACGAUGGCAAGAUGCGUCAUCCAGCAGAUAGUCCUGCGUGGAAGAGUUUCGAUCAUCGGUACCCGACGUUCUCUGAGGAGAUUCGCAACGUACGCCUCGGUCUGGCCACUGACGGUUUCAACCCUUUUGGGAAUAUGAGUGUGAGUUAUAGUAUUUGGCCCGUCGUACUUGUGAUAUAUAACCUACCUCCGUGGCUGUGCAUGAAGCAACCAUCGUUCAUCCUCUCUACGAUUAUAGACGGCCCGCAUGGCCCGGGGGAUCGGAUUGAUGUCUUCCUUCAACCUUUGAUCGAUGAGCUUAAGGAGCUUUGGUAUGAUGGUGUUCGGACGUACGAUGCGAGUACUAAGGAGGAUUUCCAGAUGCGAGCUGCAUUGCUGUGGACUAUUAGUGAUUUUCCCGGUUACGGUAUGUUGUCAGGGUGGCCGACUCGUGGGGCGAAUGCAUGCCCUGUUUGUGGUUUAAAAACUCAUUCCAGAUACCUGAAAAAUGGACAUAAGUAUAGCUAUUGCGGGCAUCGACGGUUCCUGCCGGCUGGGCAUAGAAUGCGCUUUGAUAAACAUGCAUUUGACGGUUCGAUGAGCUUUGACGGAAAGCCUUCUCGCUUGACCGGCGCUGAACUUCUGCAGCAGCUUCAGGAUAUGCCUACUGAGUAUCGUACGGUUGACUUGAUUGAGAAACGCAUUGCACAGGGGUCUCGCAAGCGUCGCCGGGGGGUGGACGGGCAGCAACAGGUGUGGAAAAAAAAGAGCAUAUUCUUUCAGCUCCCUUAUUGGUCUGAGAAUGAGGUACGUCACAACCUCGACUUGAUGCACAUUGAAAAGAAUGUGUGUGAGAAUGUACUGUAUACAUUGUUGGGAACUAAGGGGAAAACAAAGGACAAUCUGAACACGAGGAAAGACUUACAGUUGAUGCAAAUACGUAGUUCUUUACACCCGGUAUCGGGUCCUAGGGGCGCUAUAUAUUUGCCGGCAGCUACGUACACCAUGAGUAACCCCGAAAAACGGAUAUUCCUAUCUGUGUUGAAGGACCUCCGACCACCUCAUGGGUUCAGUUCAAACUUAUCGUGUCGUGUGAAGGUAGAACAACAACUAAUAUGGGGACUUAAGAGCCACGAUUGCCAUGUUCUUAUGCAACGAAUUCUACCUAUUGCUGCCCGACGGCAUCUUCCCAAAAAUGUUGUGCUCGUGUUGAUUGAACUUUGUAACUUCUUCAAUUCGAUGUGCUCAGCUCAUAACACAGUUCGUGAACUGGAGCGAAUAAAUUACACAUCUCAACAGAUGGUCAUCUAUGUGGGGAGGGGGGGUCGGUGA